Molecule: messenger RNA, 2619 nt
Organism: Arthroderma uncinatum
Lineage: Eukaryota; Fungi; Ascomycota; Eurotiomycetes; Onygenales; Arthrodermataceae
Exons: 11
Coding region: 1-2619 (872 amino acids)
Source: RefSeq, a predicted model, not a curated record
AUGGUCAACACUCCGGUGAACCCGGAGCAAAGGGAGAGAGACAUCAACGAAAAGCUCCAGUAUUACGGCAUUUUCUCAGCUUUCUCUAAUGGCAAAGCUCCUUCGAACAAACAAAUCGACGUUGCUUUAAAUAGCGUUCUCGCCUCGAAGUCACUGUCUAGUCCAUCAUCCGAGCUCUCAGCUGAAACUCGACGGAUCAUUGAAGAUAUUCGCCAUGUGAUAAUCAGCGCGAGGAACCUCGUUUUAGUCAAGAACGAGGGCAAUUUGAUCCAAGAAUUUAUAUGGGAUGCUGAGCACUUCAAAGGCCCAGGAGAUGUUCAAGCCCCAGAUACUUCCGGUGAAAAGACGGCGGCCAAACAGAAUGCUCAACAGACAGCAGCUGGCCUCAAGACCCUUGGCACUCUAUUGAUCACCAAUGGUCAAUUUAGGAAGCUUCUGCAAGAUGCAACUCUCCUGAUACGCGAUAUGGCCAGCGACACCGCCCAAAAAGCAGCCGGCGCCAUCAGGCCAUCAGAGGAGCAUAUGGCCCAGAUUGAUCAGCCAGCCGAUGACAAUGUAUGGCAUGAAUCCCCCGAUAUGUCCAAGGAUUCCUUCAUGUCACGUUUCAAAAACAAAACAAAGAUGGACAAGACUCAGGGUAACGGAGUCGUUGAUGGGGUCAAUGGAUCGCACGCUACUAACGGUGUUAAUGGUGUCAAUGGUGUCAACGGAGUGGACGGUGUUCCCACCGGUCAGCAAACUGGCACUUCUGGCACUACCGAUGAUGUCGCGGAAAUUCAAGACCAAGCUGCCUCCAAAGCUAAGCAACGUUCGAAGGAAGCAACAGAGCGCACCAAAAAGUUCCUUGCCGAAAAGAUGCCACCGGAACGUCGAGAGCAGACAAUUUGGCGCAUUAAGAAAAUGAUUGUUGAAAUCCAAGGUCACGCCGAUUACCAGCAAGCUAUCGAGACACUUCUAUCUAUCGCAGAGGGAUACAGUGAACGCACAAGGUCCCUGUCCAAGCAAGGGGCAGGAACUUUAAAAGGUGCAAGAGAUCAUUCGGAUACUGAGAAAUUGGAAUCUAACCUUCGAACUGUAAUCGAACGAUUUGCGAACUCCACCUCGACCGAUGAUUUAUUUGAUUCCAUCAAGAAAUUCUACAGAAACGCCGACAAAGACCCUCGACUGAGAGAUUGGUUCCGGAACCUAGACACCUUCAUUCGGUAUACUACUCCCCUCUUAACCAGAACUGGCUGGAAAUGUCUCAAAGAACAAGGGUUUGUUUUGCGUGAUGAAUCAACUGCGGAGUGGAAUAGACUGUACGAUGAAGGUCGAUUCUUGCUCACCAAACGCUACAAGCAAGACACGGAUGAAGUCGUGGAGGAGGGUAAAUUUUUGGCAAACCAAUUCGAUCAAGACCCACUAAACAGGGAGUUCGGUCAAUCAUUGAAGAAAUUCUUUAAUCACCUUGGCCAUGAUACUAGCGGAAAUGUCGUUUUCCAGAAGUCCCUUCUGAAAGAUUUCAUGAGUACUGUUCUCCCAGGAAUAUUUACCAACCUCCGAUAUAUCCCAGUACCCCGAAUUGAAGUGUCUGAUCCAAUGGUAGACGUGGUUAUCGAGAACUUGGCUAUCCAAUGCGACAACCUCAUGCCUAAUAUCAUGGAAUUCAGCAGUGACAACUACUGGAGAUGGGGCAGAAAGAACAUUGGUAACCACAAUGACAACAAAGCCAUGAUCUCUGCCACGGGCAUCCAAACUGACUGGAGAGACGUGAGUUACUACAUCAAGAAAAAGCAAGGAUUCCCACACGUUUCAGAUACGGGUGUUAUGGAUAUCUUCAUGGGAGGCGAUGGAUUCAGCUUCAAAAUCAUGGGUUCAUCGGCACAUAGCAAGGAUAAACAACACUUCAUUAAGGCUGACAAGGUCGUUGUCAAUAUCAAAAACUUGGAUAUCAGGCUGAAGAAAUCCAAGCACAAGAUGCUCUUUACUCUCUUCAAACCUUUGCUCUUGUCGGUGGUUCGACCCGCUAUCCAAAAGGUCCUAGAGCUGCAAAUCCGACAGUACUUUACAAAGGCGGAUAAAUUCGCCUAUCAAGUCCACCAAGAGGCGAACCGCACCAUGGAGCUGUCGAAGAAUGACCCUGACGACAAGCGAAACGCAUACUCCCAUUACAGUGCUGCUCUGAAGUCGCAAAUGGACGCACGCAAGCAAAGGCUUGAGGCGGCUAAGAAGGACAAGGCUCCUAGAGACACCAAGGUCAACGUCGCUUUCAACCAAUACGACACCAUGUUCAAAAACAUCGUCCUCCCUAGCGGUAUUUCUGCCAAAGCAACCGAGUAUAAAGAUCUUGCUGCUAAGGGCGAGAGAUGGGAGUCUCCUGUGUUUGGCGUUGGUACUGCAGCUCCAACAACCGGUCUUCCGCGACUAAACCCCAUCAAGCGAAAGUACCGAAACCGCGGAGGCGCAGGCGGCAUGGGUGGUGUGGGCGGUAUGGGCGGCGUUCAGCAGCAGACCCAACCCAUGGCCCAAUCUCACGCCAGACUAGAGGCGGUGCCAGAACCCACCCAUGUCAUGCCUACAAAGAUGACAGGCCUUGCUGACGGGCUGAUGACCAUUCCUGGAACUAGCGCACCGGUCUAA